ACUCACCACCAAAACGACAGCAUAUAUCUGCAAAGAUGUCACAACCUAUCACAUCUCUCACUCUCCCAGGCAACCCUGCACACCUCCUUCCUCCAUCAUGGAAGGCUGUCAUCACCACCUGGCUAGCCGAGGAUGCUCCCAGCUUUGACUAUGGAGGUUUCGUUGUUGGAGAGGACGAGAAGACCGCAACCCUUUACGGAAAGAGCGAGGGUGUUCUCGCCGGCCGUCCCUUCUUUGAUGAAGUCUUUACCCAACUUGGUUGCACGGUAACCUGGCACCUCGACGAAGGGACCUCCUUCACCCCUAUCCGAAAAGUUGCCACAGUCCGCGGUCCAGCUCGAAAAAUCCUUCUUGGCGAACGCGUUGCCCUCAACACCCUCGCCCGCUGUUCUGGUAUUGCGACAACGUCUCGACGCUUGCUGAAUUUGGUGCGUGCGGCCGGGUAUGAAGGGAUUUUGGCAGGAACGAGGAAGACCACACCAGGGUUUAGGGUUGUGGAGAAGUACGGCAUGUUAGUAGGAGGUGUUGAUGCGCAUCGGUAUGAUUUGUCCUCAAUGAUCAUGUUAAAGGACAAUCAUGUUUGGUCGACUGGAUCUAUCACAAGCGCUGUCAAGGCUGCUCGUGCAGUGGGUGGUUUUGCUGUGAAGAUCGAGGUUGAGGUUCAGUCCGAGGCAGAGGCCGAUGAGGCGAUUGAGGCUGGUGCUGAUAUUGUCAUGCUGGAUAACUUUACCGGUGAUGGAUUGAAGGUUGCGGCGAAGAACAUCAAGCAGAGAUGGGCUGGAAAGAGGGAAGUCUUGUUGGAGUGCUCCGGAGGUUUGACAGAGAAGAAUGUCGGUGCCUUCUUGAACAACGACAUCGACAUUGUUUCGACAAGCUCCAUCCAUCAAUCGGUGCAGCAUGUCGACUUCUCCCUCAAGAUUGACAAAUAAAGAACAUGGACUGUACGAUAGAGAUGGUCUAUGAUACCUGGUAUGCGAUUGAAGAAGUGCUCGCAAAUGCAUAUGCUAGAACAAUAAGAAAAGGGAGUUAAAAAUGAUGAACAGUG
Saitoella complicata NRRL Y-17804 is the source of this 1045-nucleotide messenger RNA. Its product is annotated as nicotinate-nucleotide diphosphorylase. Gene Ontology annotation, cellular component: cytoplasm. The transcript is spliced from 2 exons. Gene Ontology annotation, molecular function: nicotinate-nucleotide diphosphorylase (carboxylating) activity. Lineage: Eukaryota; Fungi; Ascomycota; Saitoellomycetes; Saitoellales; Saitoellaceae. Gene Ontology annotation, biological process: quinolinate catabolic process; NAD+ biosynthetic process. The record is from RefSeq and is a predicted model, not a curated record. Bases 36 to 929 code for a protein of 297 amino acids.